Molecule: messenger RNA, 654 nt
Organism: Caenorhabditis elegans
Lineage: Eukaryota; Metazoa; Nematoda; Chromadorea; Rhabditida; Rhabditidae
Gene: clec-224
Product: C-type lectin domain-containing protein
Exons: 6
Coding region: 14-601 (195 amino acids)
Molecular function (GO): carbohydrate binding
Source: RefSeq, marked reviewed
GUCAGUGGAAAAUAUGAAACGUUUCCAGGUUUUUAUUUACUUUUGUGCCUAUAUUCUUGUAGUUUCAUCAGCAUCUGCCAAACUCGAUCUGGGUUCUAUUAAAAAACAACAGACAUAUCCUUCCGGUACUGGAACAACUAUUUCAACAUCUGUUUCGACCGUUGAACCAUGUAAUGUUGGUUGUCAAAAUGGUUGGGUGCCAUAUGGAGGAAAUUGUUACAGAAAAAUGGUUGAUGUAUUGACACAAGAGUCCGCUGAGCAAGAAUGUGUAGAAUUGGGAGCUCACUUGGCAUCAUUUGAGACGACAGACGAGGCAACAUCCGUAAAAAAUCUAGUUUUGUCUUCUCCUUUGUUUUCUGAUGAUCUUUUGUCAUUUACUUCUAGUAGUCAAGAAACAUGGAUUGGGUUAUCAAAAACAAAUAAUGGUGCUUGGAAAUGGGUGAAUUCAUCUGACGUUGAUUUUACGAAUCUUCCCGAUGGUACAACUGUCAAUGGAGCUUCUUGUGUAUCAAUGAACAUCAGUGGAAUUUGGCAACCGAAGGAAUGCACUUCAACAGCUUCAUCAUUCAUUUGCAAAAGAACAGCAGCUUCACAAAUUUAAUUGUUAUCCUAUCUUUCAUUGAUAACAUGCCUCUAUAAAUGUUACAGAUUCAU